UAGAUGGGUGUGUGAGACUUCGACACCCCGCAAACCGCUCAAAAUAAACCCGGGGAGACGUUAACGCACAUAUACGGCUGCCUCUCCGCCGGGAGAGGAGGAGCAGCGGGAGCUUUCGCUUCUUGGAGAGCGUCUCUGCGCGGGGGAACCGAGCCGGGCCAUGGCGCGGGACUAUGAUUACCUCUUCAAGCUGCUCAUCAUCGGCGACAGCGGUGUUGGCAAAAGCAGUUUACUGCUGAGAUUUGCUGAUAACACAUUUUCAGGCAGCUACAUCACCACCAUCGGUGUGGACUUCAAGAUCCGCACGGUGGAGAUCAACGGGGAGAAGGUCAAGCUGCAGAUCUGGGAUACAGCGGGACAGGAGAGGUUCCGGACGAUCACCUCCACGUACUAUAGAGGCACUCACGGGGUUAUAGUGGUUUAUGACGUCUCCAGCGCCGAGUCGUUCGUGAACGUCAAACGCUGGCUUCAUGAAAUCAAUCAGAACUGUGACGACGUCUGUCGAAUAUUAGUGGGUAAUAAGAAUGACGAUCCCGCCUCUAAAGUGGUGGAGACCAAUGACGCGCAGAAGUUUGCCGAGCAGAUGGGCAUCCGACUGUUUGAGACCAGCGCCAAAGAGAACAUCAACGUCGAGGACAUGUUCAACUGCAUCACUGAACUCGUCCUGAAGACCCGCAAAGAGUCUGUGGCCAAGCAGCAGCAGCAGCAGAGCGAAGUCGUCAAACUGAGUAAGAGCAGCAAACGCAAGAAGAAGUGCUGCUAAUGGACCGGACUCAUGUACACACACACACACACACACACCCGUCGACGAACGCCACUGAACUGACGAGAGCCAGACAGCUUCACACACGUAACCCCCCCGUGAGAGAUUUACUAAUGACGAGCCCGUGUGGACGCCUACAGACGCUGAUGUUUUAGCAGGAUUGGAUUCCAGCGGCGUCGCACUUCAUCGUCUUUUCUUUCCCAGAAGACGCUCAGAAGAUCUGCCGCAGGGAUUGUAAAAUAGAGAAUGAAGUGUUUGUCAUUGUCUGUGGAAUCAAAGCGACGAGACUGCAGUGUUCCAAGCAGGACCACACAUAAGUUGGAGAACAUCAUGAAUUUUUUACGUAUUUUAAUGCGCGUCGUCACAGACGGACCAAGCCUGCCCUGCUCUGCCAACUACCGAGAGACACGUGUUUUGCCUUUUGCUUUCUCUUUUGUCUUUCAUUUUUGUAAAACUGUAUUUUUUUACUAACAGAAUAUACAAUCAAACACACAGUAGCGUCUAGUGAAUCUGGUGCCAUCGACUGAAAGUUAGUCUAUUUACAGAGCUGGGAGGAGAUGCUCAAUCUCAUGAAAAAGCCUGGAUUUAAAGAAGUAAUUAAUGCAGAAAUUCUGCUGAAAAUGUUCACUCUCAGGUCAUCCGAGAUCAGGAUGAGUUUGUUUCUUCAUCAGAUUUGGAGAAAUGUAGCAUUGCAUCAUUUGAUCACUAAUGGAAGUGAAUGGGUGCCGUCAGAUUGAGAGUCCAAACAGCUGAUAAAAAC
Molecule: messenger RNA, 1523 nt
Organism: Cyprinus carpio (common carp)
Lineage: Eukaryota; Metazoa; Chordata; Actinopteri; Cypriniformes; Cyprinidae
Product: ras-related protein Rab-35-like
Biological process (GO): endocytic recycling
Cellular component (GO): endosome membrane; plasma membrane
Molecular function (GO): GTP binding; GTPase activity
Source: RefSeq, a predicted model, not a curated record